Messenger RNA from Grus americana (Whooping crane), 4701 nucleotides. RefSeq names its product F-box DNA helicase 1 (gene FBH1). Lineage: Eukaryota; Metazoa; Chordata; Aves; Gruiformes; Gruidae. Bases 257 to 3346 code for a protein of 1029 amino acids. Gene Ontology annotation, cellular component: nucleus. Gene Ontology annotation, biological process: double-strand break repair via homologous recombination; replication fork processing. The transcript has 21 exons. The record is from RefSeq and is a predicted model, not a curated record. Gene Ontology annotation, molecular function: 3'-5' DNA helicase activity; ATP binding; DNA binding.
GAGAUCAGUCGAUUACUUUCGUGGCUACCGUAAACCUGUUAGAGGAGUUUAUCCUCCGCAGCACCGUGUAGUAAUAAAGUAAAAGUGAAACUACAUGAGUUGUGUUUUGCUGAUAAUUCUCCUACGGGAAGGAAGCUCAUCCUGUGACGUGGUUUCGGGUUUCUCGUGAGCAUUUUUGGGAGAAGCAAGUUGCAUUGUUUCUACUUUUUCUGCUGGCCGUCCCGCGUACAGAAAAGAGGAGCUCGUGCAGACUUCAAUGAAGCGAUUCAAGAAAAUGCACCUCACGGUCGAUGACUGCAAAGCUCUCGCAGAAGGUUCAUCCUCCUUGACGCAGCCGUUCAGUCAAAGACAAAGUAGAGGAGAUGUAAACAGGAGCCUCCAUCCCACCCACCGGACAAGGAGACAUCAAGGAGGCCAAGGUCAGCAGAAGAGCAUCACUGAUUACUUCAGGAUCUCUCAGACACAACAAGUAGGUACCGGUGGGACGAAGAACUGUAGAAUCAAAGAAGAGCUACUGGAUCCCAUCUUCAGUGAACCUGAUGAUUCCCUCAGCAGUGUCUCCACUGUGAUGGAGAUCAGCAGUGAUUCCUGCUCUUUUCUGGAGGAUGAAGACUUUGUACCAGCUCCCACGGUAAGCUCCAGAAAAUGGCCUCUGUCCACUGCAGCUGCAGGCGUUCACAAGCCAGAGCACGAUUUGUGGGAUAAGCCUGAGAAGCAGCAAAUGGUCGUUCAUCCAGAACCCAGCCUGAUCAAGCAGGAACACAGCCAAAUCAAGCAGGAACUUGAUGAUAUGGAAAUCGAACCAGUCCCUGAUGCACACUAUGGACUCCUGGGGACUCGUAACUGGGAAGUGCCUCAGGGAAGUAUUGACGAGCUGCCUGUUGAAGUCCUGAGGAACAUCUUUGCUUUCCUACCAGUGACUGAUCUGUAUCAGAACCUGAGCCUGGUGUGUCACUGCUGGAGGGAGAUAGUCAGGGAUCCACUGUUCAUUCCUUGGAAAAAGCUGUACCAUCGGUACCUAAUGAAGGAGGACACAGCCCUGCAAACAGUUGAGCGGAUCUUGCAGGAUUUUGCCAUAACAAAGGAGCAGGAAGGAUGUGUGUUGGGGCUGAUCAGGUAUGUGUCUGCCAUACCCACCGGACAGAAGGUAAAUCCCAGUGCGGUUCUCCGGUGUUUGAAGAGUCAUCACCUCUUCUCAAAGGCUGAAGUCUGCGUUGUGAACAAACUGCCACAUUUACAGAGCAGGAUGGGGCCUGAGAACAUGUGGGCCAUAAUUGCAGUCAUGGUGCUUUUCUCCGAUGGCGUCAGUGACAUCCAAAGGCUGAUGGCAUGUCUGCAGAGACCCUGCUCUACCCUCUCUGUUGUGGACAUGACCGAGACGCUUUACUGCAUAGCCACGCUGCUCUACGCGAUGAGAGAAAAGAACAUUGCGAUCACUAACAGGAUCCAUUACAAUAUUUUCUACUGCUUGUACCUGAUGGAAAAUGCUUCAGUAACUAUGCAGACAGUAGAAGAGGAAACACCAGCACCACACUGCAGACGAGACUUAUGGGCCGGUAGCUGGCCUGAAAUAAAGCUGACCCAUGAACAGCAAAGGAUUUUGAAUCACAAAAUUGAGCAUGGUCAAGUAGUUAAGAUUAUGGCAUUUGCAGGUACAGGAAAGACCUCAACCUUGGUCAAAUAUGCGGAGAAGUUUGCUGAUCUGAAUUUCCUUUACGUGACGUUUAACAAAGCUGUUGCAGAGAGGGGGAAAAGUGUCUUCCCCAGAAAUGUUACGUGCAAGACUUUCCAUUCAUUAGCAUUUGGAAGUGUCGGCAAACUCUAUAAAGAAAAAGGCAAGCUGAACUUCUCCAAGAUGUCAGUUUACUCCGUGAGUUCCCUUAUCCAAAACCGUGAAGGACAAUCUCUGUUCAUAAGAGGGAAAACAGUCUCACAGACCCUUGAAAACUUUUUUGCCUCUUCGGAUAAAGAGAUCUGUGAAGAGCACACUCCUAUUUGGUUCAAAAAUACUCACGGCAUUAGAAAACUUGUCAGCCGACGAGAAAAGGAAAUCAAUGUGGAAGAGGCGAAAGAGAUAUGGCACAACAUGAAGAAGCUGGAUGGAGACGUAGAGAAGAAAUACAAGAUAACUUGUGAUGGGUAUUUGAAACUUUGGCAGCUCAGCAAGCCUCAGCUCUCAGGAUAUGAUGCCAUUUUUGUCGAUGAAGCACAGGACUGCACUCCAGCCAUCGUGGAUAUUGUGCUGUCACAGAAAUGUGGCAUAAUCCUUGUAGGAGACCCUCACCAGCAGAUCUAUACCUUCCGAGGCGCUGUCAAUACCCUCUACUCGGUGCGUCACACCCAUAUCUACUACCUCACCCAGAGUUUCAGAUUUGGUCCUGAAAUAGCUUACAUUGGAGCAACCAUCCUGGAUGUCUGCAAGAAGAUCAGGAAUAAGACGUUAGUGGGUGGAAGCCAAAAGGGUGAUGUGAGAGGCAGCAGGGAAGGGAAGAUAACAAUCUUAUCACGAAGCAAUUUAAAUGUGUUCGAGGAUGCUGUGAAACUUACUGGAAGAGAGAGACCGAUUAAAAUACACGUGAUUGGGGGGCUCGCCCGUUUUGGCCUGAGCAGAAUUUAUGAUAUUUGGAAACUCAGUCAACCUGCAGAUGAACGGAAGAAAGCAAACCUUGUUAUAAAUGAUUCCUUUAUCAAAAAAUGGGAAGAAACUCGGGGCUUCUUCGGUUUAAAGGAAUAUGCAGAGUGCAUCGAUGACAAAGACCUGGAAGUGAAAAUUGCGAUAGUGGAGAAAUACAAAGAUCGGAUCCCUGAGCUGGUGAAGAAGAUUGAGAGCAGCCAUGUGUCACAAGAAGCCAUGGCAGAUUACCUCAUAGGUACUGUCCACCAAGCCAAAGGCCUGGAGUUUGAUACGGUGCUGAUUGCAGAUGACUUUGUGGAAGUACCGUGUCUCAGUGGCAAUUACCAGAGAAGAACUAACUUCAGUAUCGGCAUGUAUCCAGAGGAUGAAUGGAACCUGCUCUAUGUAGCAGUGACACGCGCAAAGAAGUAUUUACUGAUGUCAAAGUCCCUGGAACAUCUUUUAGCAUUGGCUGGGGAGCAUUUCCUUCAGGUGGAGCUGAUGAGUGAGGCUACGAAGGACGGAGCUGCCAUCACUUGUUCUAUGCCACAGUGUACAAAAACAUUGCAAUCCGGCUCUGGGCUGGUUGUGAAGAAGCUCCCUUUGACUCACAGCAAUGGCAGCAGGGAUGCAGGUGGUUACCUUUGCCACGCUUGCACGCAGCAGCGCUUUGGCUCGUUGACACCACUGACCCUUUUCCCAGCGCUUCAGGAACAGCCCAUCCAGUUCUAACGAAACAUUCCAGCUCCCCAGAGCCCUCGCUGCACCCCGGAGCCAUCCUGGAUGCGGGACGAGGCCUGUUGUUACAUCCCAGCUCCAAAAUGAGGUGGAUAUUGCAGCAGGAUUUCACACCAGCUCUGAGAGGAACCCUCCAGGCUCUCUGCAAGGUGCGAGCGAGACCUUUUCUCCAGCCCUGCCUGGCCCUCCAAGAGCUGGUCAGCACGGCACGCACCACUGCACAGAAUAUGCACUAUAUAUAAACUGUAUCGGACAGGACAGCUUGGUUUUUUGAGCAUUACCUCUCUGUUAUUUCCAGGAAAACACCUCUAGUGACCAAACUGCCAGGAUUUCCUUGCUUAUUCCAUCACGUCAUGCCUCAGUGAAAUCCCUCUGAGCCACCAGAAGAGGAAAUGCGACACUGAAAAGAAACGCUAUUCCUAGAGAAUGGACUUUUUCCUGGAGCCUAUUUUAAUAUGGAAAAUGUCACUUAUCAGCUCUGGCAGGAAGCUGUUCAUCUCUGCCAGCUGAAUUAAUCUUCCUUAUUUGCAGCAGAGGAGUUUCCCCAGACUCUGUUUCCAUUCUCCCUGCAGGAAACAAUAAGGGAAGAAGAGAGACCGCAUCUGAAGAACUGCUUUGGUUUGAGUCUAAUUCAGAGACAAACGGGAGAGAGUUUUUAAUGCUGCAAUUACAUUUGUAACCAAAAAAAAAAAAAAAGCCUUAAUGCUUUCUUUUUUUUCUCUUCUCUUCCAUUAAGAAGUUGUCCUGGGUUACAUUUAUUUACCAGCCAUCACAGUAGCAAUGGUGCAAGUAGCACGGUGGUCUUGUAAAUCAGAUGGUGUUUUCUCCGCUUGACGACACCGUAACUCGUUGUACCGGAGCCCGUGUCAGGUGGAGAUCAAAACCGAAACCAGUUUCAGAAGAGAUCUGCUCUUGGACGUGAGCCCAGAGCUGUGAGCCAUGCCUGCUGGAGGAAGCUCACACAUCCUGUUGACUUCCAUGGUUAUUCAUUGAACAGUAGCUGGUCCGCUUGCUCUCCUUUCACUUUCGAAGCACUGACUCCAGAAAAGCUUUUUCUCUUCUGCUCACCUAAGCAUGGGUAGAAGUUGCCCCAAGACUCAGACACUGGAUCUAACAGCAAAACUCAUCGCAGAUGUUGGACCGGGCACCUCCUGGGAUCCCUCCCAGCCGUGGCACAGUGGGGAGAGGCAGCGCCGCUGCCGGAGGGUUUGGUCCGUCACGCGUCCAAAGUGCCGCUCCCGUCUGUCCCUGCUGUCCCCCACCGUCACGGCUGCCCGGACACCCGACGAGAUAAAAAAAUCAACCUCUGUGUGUGCGUUAUUUUAUAUACAAAAUGUACACAUUUAUAC